UCCUGUGCAUGAAAAACCAUGCAAAUGAAACUAUUACUCUUCUUUCUGAGUACAUUCCCUUUGAUUUUUGCUUUAAAUCAAGAUGGGUUGUAUCUACAAAAACUGAAACACUCUUUGUCAAGCUCAGAUCAAGGGGUAUUUUCUACUUGGUAUGAAAAUGAUCCUACCCCAUGUAACUGGACAGGUGUCACCUGUAAUGACGCCGGAGAUUCUCCCUCCGUCGUCGCUGUUAACCUCUCCGGUGCUUCUCUUGCCGGACCCUUUCCGGUUUUCCUCUGCCAUCUUACUUCGCUUUCGUCACUCUCGCUUUCGAAUAAUCUUAUCAAUUCUACUCUUCCAUUUUCUAUUUCUGAAUGCCGUAGCCUCACGUACCUUGACCUUUCUCAGAAUCUCAUCGGUGGAACUAUCCCCGACACUAUUUCCGAUCUUCCUUACCUCAGGUACCUUGAUCUUAGUGGAUGCUAUUUUUCGGGGAAUAUUCCGGCAAGUUUCGGAAGAUUCAGGCAACUGGAGACUCUUAUUCUGACUGAGAACAUUCUUACUGGUGAAGUUCCUCCUGCAUUAGGUAAUGUAACGAGUCUCAAGACACUUGAACUUGCUUACAACCCUUUUUCGCCGAGUCAGUUUCCUCCUGAACUCGGUAACUUGACGAAUCUUGAGAUAUUAUGGCUAAGCAUGUGUAAUCUUGUUGGUUCAAUUCCAAAGAGUAUUGAGAAAUUGAGUCGAUUGACUAAUUUUGAUGUGUCCAAUAAUGGACUGGUUGGGUCAAUACCAAGUGCAAUUUUACAGCUUAAUAGUAUUGUUCAAAUUGAGCUCUACAAUAAUUCCCUCACCGGAGAAUUGCCUUCGGGAUGGUCUAACUUGACCAGGUUGAGAAGAUUCGAUGUGUCGACUAACAAGUUAAAUGGGACUAUUCCUGAUGAGUUGUGUGAGUUGCCACUUGAGUCACUCAAUUUAUUUGAGAAUCAAUUUGAGGGGUUUCUUCCAGAAAGUAUAGCUAACUCUCCGAAUCUGUACGAGCUUAAGUUAUUCUCUAACAGAUUUUCUGGUUCAUUGCCUAGUGAACUGGGGAAGAACUCGGCUUUACAGUAUCUUGAUGUUUCAUACAAUACAUUUUCUGGUAAAAUUCCUGAAAGUUUGUGUGAGAUGGGAGCUUUAGAGGAUCUUAUAGUGAUAUAUAAUUCGUUCUCUGGGAGUAUUCCGGCUAGUCUUGGCAACUGCCGGAGUUUACUUAGGGUCAGGUUUCGGGCUAAUAAGCUAUUCGGGGAAGUCCCAACUGAGUUUUGGAGUUUGCCUCAGGUUUAUCUCUUAGACCUUUUUGGCAAUGCAUUUUCAGGAAAUAUAUCACACAUGAUUUCUGGUGCCAAAAAUUUGUCUAACCUACAAAUAUCAAGAAACAAAUUCUCAGGGGUUAUACCUAGUGAAGUAGGAAAGUUGAAGAACUUGGUUGAGUUUUCCGCGAGUCAUAAUGAGCUAACGGGAGAACUUCCAGACACAUUAGUGCAGCUAGGGCAGUUAGGAACCCUUGAUCUUAGUUUCAAUGAGCUAUCAGGGAAAAUCCCCUUCGGAAUUCACACAAUGAAGCAACUCAGUGAGCUUGACUUGGCAAACAAUGGAUUUUCUGGGGAAAUUCCGGAGGAAAUUGGGACUUUGCCAGUGCUUAAUUAUCUUGAUCUUUCUGGGAAUUACUUCUCAGGGGAAAUCCCACUCAGUCUGCAAAGCUUGAAGCUUAAUAAGCUAAAUUUGUCUAAUAAUCAGCUGUCAGGGAUGAUUCCUGCAGUUUUUGAUAAGGGUGUUUAUAGAGACAGCUUUCGAGGUAAUCCAGGUUUGUGUCAAGGUGUUGCUGGUCUUUGUCCUACCAAAGGUAGAGGACAGCAUGAAGGAUACUUAUGGACUUUGAGAGCUAUCUACACAGUUGCUGGCUUCGUUUUCCUUGUCGGGAUUGCUAUGUUCAUUUGGAAGUAUCAGAAAUUCAAGAAGAUUAAGAAAGGAAACACUAUGACAAAGUGGACAUCAUUCCAUAAGCUUGGAUUUAGUGAAUUUGAAAUACCCGUUGGCCUAGAUGAAGCUAAUGUAAUUGGCAAUGGAGCUUCAGGAAGAGUGUAUAAAGCUGUCCUAAGCAAUGGUGAGGCAGUAGCUGUCAAGAAGCUAUGGGAGAGAACAGUUAAAGAUGAAACCCCUUAUGGUGCUCUUGAGUCUGAUAAAGACGAGUUUGAAAUUGAAGUUGAAACUCUGGGUAAAAUUAGGCACAAGAAUAUUGUGAGAUUGUGGUGCUGUUGCGAUACCGGGGAUAGCAAGCUCUUGGUAUAUGAGUACAUGCCAAAUGGAAGUUUGGGCGAUUUUCUUCACAGUUGCAAGGCCAAAUUGUUGGAUUGGCCAUUGAGGUUCAAGAUAGCUUUAGAUGCUGCUGAGGGGCUCUCUUAUUUGCACCAUGGUUGUGUUCCUCCAAUUGUUCACCGUGAUGUUAAGUCAAACAACAUAUUGCUGGAUGAUGAGUUUGGAGCCAAAAUUUCAGAUUUUGGUGUGGCAAAAAUUGUUAAAGCAGGCAGCAAAGGUGACGUUGAAUCCAUGUCUGUAAUUGCUGGUUCCUGUGGUUACAUUGCACCAGAGUAUGCAUAUACUCUUCAUGUGAAUGAAAAAAGUGACAUAUAUAGCUUUGGAGUGGUCAUUUUGGAGCUGGUGACAGGCAAAAGACCAGUCAGUCCAGAAUUCGGGGAGAAAGAUCUAGCUACUUGGGUACACACGACGUUGAACGAGAAAGGAGUUGAUCAGUUGCUCGACCCAAAUCUAAACUCCAGCUUCAAAGAACAUAUAUGCAAGGUUCUUGAUGUUGGUCUACGUUGUCUUAACCAAACUCCAGCUAAUCGCCCCUCAAUGCACAGAGUGGUGAAAAUGAUCCAAGAGUCAGUUCCUUAUAAUGUGCCAGAAAUGGAAAACAAGAAUGGUAAACUUUCCCCUCACUUUCCAAAGUCAGUCUAGUUAAUAUAUUAGAUCAAGUAAUAGAAGCAGGAGUGUUUCUUGUCAAGAAUUGGCAAGGAAGAAGCUGCAUAAUGAAAAAUUAGUAGUCUUUUUCAAGAAUUAAGCAUAUUGUACUCUUUGAAUUCUACAACCCUUUAUGAAUCUAUAUUACGAGGAUUCAUCAU
Messenger RNA from Solanum verrucosum, 3143 nucleotides. Its product is annotated as receptor-like protein kinase HSL1. The record is from RefSeq and is a predicted model, not a curated record. The coding region runs from base 19 to 2979 and encodes 986 amino acids. The transcript has 3 exons. Gene Ontology annotation, molecular function: ATP binding; protein binding; protein kinase activity. NCBI's taxonomy places the organism in Eukaryota, Viridiplantae, Streptophyta, Magnoliopsida, Solanales, Solanaceae. Gene Ontology annotation, biological process: protein phosphorylation.